AAGAGCGAUAUGCUAUCUCAGAGGUGCACAAACACAUUUUCUCAAGCAGUCUUCAAGAACAGACCAUGAAAACGUUUCAGGGAUUUGAUGUCCUGAUGUUCGCGUUGUGAUUCUAGCCAUAACAGGGUUCAAUGAGUCUCUCUGAGGAGGGAGAGCAGUGGGCCACUGCCUCUAAGAUGAGUCUCUCUGGAGAACAUGACUCCAACUCAAAAGCUGAAAGCCCAAUCCAGCAGAAGAGACCAGUCUCACCUGUAACUAGCUGUGUGUCCAUGAAGAGUGACCAAUCUAUGGGACAUCCAGAGCUUUUCAGGAAGAGAGAUGGUUCUACUAAACAAAGCCCAAUCCAGCAGAAGAGACCAGUCUCACCUGUAACUAGCUGUGUGUCCAUGAAGAGUGACCAAUCUAUGGGACAUCCAGAGCUUUUCAGGAAGAGAGAUGGUUCUACUAAACAAAGCCCAAUCCAGCAGAAGAGACCAGUCUCACCUGUAACUAGCUGUGUGUCCAUGAAGAGUGACCAAUCUAUGGGACAUCCAGAGCUUUUCAGGAAGAGAGAUGGUUCUACUAAACAAAGCCCAAUCCAGCAGAAGAGACCAGUCUCACCUGUAACUAGCUGUGUGUCCAUGAAGAGUGACCAAUCUAUGGGACAUCCAGAGCUUUUCAGGAAGAGAGAUGGUUCUACUAAACAAAGACACCAACAGAACAGACCAAAGUCAGAGAUUCCUAGUGGUCAGUCUGCCCAGAGUCAUCAACAAGACCUGCCGGCUAUACUAAAAUCACUUGAAGAAAAUUUCAUCACAUUUGUGAAGAAUGAGUUGAAGAACAUCAACAGGAUUCUAUGUUCUGAGAGUUCAGAUCACCCAGUAUUCUCCGGGAGUCAGACAGAGGAUAAAGAAGUGGAUAAACCGGAGAGGAUUGCCCGAGAGGGUGCUCUGGACAUCUCACUGUACAUCCUGAGGAACAUUAACCAGAUGGAGCUCGCUGACAAACUGGAGAAAAAUACACCUGCCGUGAAGUGCCAACGUAAGCUAAAAUCUCAUCUGAAAAAUAAGUUUGAAUGUGUAUUGGAGGGAAUAGCGGAACAAGGAAACUCCAGACUUCUCAGUAAGAUCUAUACAGAGCUCUAUAUCACAGAGGGUAGGUGUGGAGGAGUCAAUAAUGAAAAUGAGAUGACACAGAUUGAGGCAGCAUCCAGGAGACCAGCAACACAUGAGACACCAAUAAAAUGCAAUGACAUCUUUCAGCCCUUACCUGGACAAGAUAAAUCUAUCAGAACUGUGCUGACGACGGGAGUCGCUGGCAUUGGAAAAACAGUCUCUGUGCAGAAGUUCAUUCUGGACUGGGCUGAAGGGAAAGCAAACCGGGAGCUUCAAUUCAUAUUUCCACUUUCGUUUCGGGAGAUGAAUUUGAUGAAGGAGAGAAACCACAGCAUGACGGAACUUAUUCAUCGCUUUGUCAUGGAAACCAAAGAAUCAGGAAUCUCUAAUUAUGACAAGUACAACGUUCUGUUUGUCCUUGAUGGUCUGGAUGAGUGUCGACUUCCUCUAGACUUCAAGAACAACAAGAUCUGUUUUGAUGUCACAGAGUCUACCUCAGUGGACGUGCUGCUGACAAAUCUCAUCAAGGGGAAUCUGUUUCCCUCCGCUUUCCUCUGGAUAACCUCCCGACCUGCAGCAGCCAAUCAGAUCCCUCCGGGGUGUGUUGACCAGGUGACAGAGGUACGAGGGUUCAAUGAUCCACAGAAGGAGGAGUACUUCAGGAAGAGAAUCAGUGAUGAGAAUUUGGUCAGCAGAAUCAUCUCACAUAUCAAGAUAUCAAGGAGCAUCCACAUUAUGUGCCACAUACCUGUCUUCUGUUGGAUUUCUGCUACAGUUUUUGAGAACAUAAUGAAGACAGAAAAAAGAGUGAUGCCCAAGACUCUGACUGAGAUGUACAUGUAUUUCCUCAUAUUUCAGUCCAAACAGACACUGGUGAAGUUUGAAGGGAAAGAGCAGAUCGAUCAACACUGGGAUAAAGAGAGCAUUAUGUCACUGGGGAAACUGGCUUUCCAACAGUUGGAGAUAGGCAAUCUGAUUUUCUAUGAGGAAGACCUGAAAAAAUGUGGUAUUGAUGUCAGAGAGGCAUCAGUGUAUUCAGGACUGUGCACACAGAUCUUCAGAGAGGAGAAUGGGCUGUACCAGGAGAAGGUCUACUGCUUUGUUCAUCUGAGCAUCCAGGAGUUCAUGGCUGCUGUGUAUGUGUUCCUCUCAGUCGUCAACAACAACGUGAAUCUAAUGGCCAAUCCGCAAUCAACCUCUGCCAAGCUGCGGACCCUGUCGAUUGACAACCGUCUAAUCGACCUGGCAAGGAGUGCAGUGGACAAGGCUUUAGAGAGUGAGAGUGGACACCUGGACCUGUUCCUCCGCUUCCUUCUGGGCCUCUCAUUGAAGUCCAAUCAGGCUCUCCUACGAGGCCUACUGACACAGACAAGUAGCAGCUCACAGACCAAUGAAAUGAUUGUCAAGUACAUCAAGGCAAAGAUCAGGGACAAGCCCACCUCAGAGAGAUGCAUCAAUCUGUUCCACUGUCUGAAUGAGUUGAAUGACCAUUCUUUAGUGGAGGAGAUCCAAAGCUACCUGAGAUCAGGAAGUCUCUCAGAAGCCAGCCUCUCAUCUGCUCAUUGGUCAGCUCUGGUCUUUGUGUUGCUGACUUCAGAAGAGAAGCUGGAAGUGUUUGACCUGAAGAAAUACUCCAGAUCAGAGGAAGGUUUUGUUAGGCUGCUGCCAGUGAUCAAAGCCUCCAGAACAGCACUGCUGAAUGGAUGUAACCUCACAGACACCUGCUGUGCUCCGUUGGCCUCGACUCUCAGCUCAAACUCCUCCCAACUGAGGGUGCUGGACCUGAGUGACAAUGACUUGCAGGAUUCAGGAGUGAAGCUGCUCUCUGCUGGACUGGAGAGUCCACACUGUCAACUGGAGACACUGAGGCUGUCAGGCUGCCUGGUCACAGAGGAAGGCUGUGCUUCUCUGGCCUCAGCUCUGAAGUCAAACCCCUCACAUCUAAGAGAGCUGGACCUGAGCUACAAUCACCCAGAAGACUCAGCACUGAAGCUGUUCUCUGCAGGACUGGAGAAACUCAAUUUGGACAAUGGUGAAGAGCGCCGGUUACAACCAGGGCUUAAAAAAUAUGCCUGUGAACUCACACUGGAUCCAAACACAGCAGGCAGACAGCUCAUUCUGUCUGAGGACAACAGAAAAGUGACAUCGGUGGAGAGUUUUAAGGACCGGCCACAGGUGCUGUGUAGAGAGGGUCUGAAUGGGCGUUGCUACUGGGAGGUAGAGUGGAGUGGGGAAAAAACUCGUUUGGCAGUGACCUAUAAAAGAAAAAGUAGUUUUGAUUCCAAUCUACUUGGAAGCAAUGACAUAUCUUGGGGUCUGGGAUGCUACAGUGAUGGUUACACUGCCUGGCACAAUGGUAAUCACACAACCAUACUGGCACCUUACUCCAGUAGAGUUGGAGUUUAUCUGGACUGGCAGGCUGGUUCUCUUACCUUCUAUAGCAUCUCCUCUGACACACUGACCCACCUGCACACAUUCCACACCUCGUUCAAUGAGCCCCUCUAUGCAGGGUUUUUGGUUGAGGAGACGGUGUCCCUGUGCAGGGUGAUUUUUAGCUCGAGCUGCUAGACCUGUUAGACCUGCUAGACCUUAUUGUUUCUUAGCAACUGGACCUUCCAGGUAAAUCUGGGUAUUCAAAUCCAUCUUUCUUCUUCUUCUUUGGUACAAAAUACAGUUUCCCCAUCAAUAGAAGAAAAUGUUACGUAGCAUAUUAUGUAUUCAAGUCUACAGAUAUUAUACAAUUAAAAAUAAUUCAACAUGAAGAAGUAAGUUAAGCGAUGUUGCCAUAGACCUGAUAUAUUGACCUUUACACGGAACCCAAACCGGCUGCGCGCGUGCGCCAUCGUGCGCCAUCGUGCAUAAAUGUAUUUUGCCCCCCACACCAAAUGCGAUCACGACACGUGGGUAUAACCAAUGAGGAGAUGGCACCCCAGCCAAACCCUAACCUGGACGACGCUGGGCCCUAUGGGACUCCCAAUCACAGCCUGUUGUGAUACAGCCUAGAAUCAAACCAGGGUCUGUAGUGACACCUCUAGCACUGAGAUGCAGUACCUUAGACUGCUGCGCCUCGCGAGCCCAAAAUCAUGUGUUUUGUAUGGUAUGUAUUAGUCCUAAUUUGUGGAUUUCCAUCACCCAUGUUGUAUGAUAUGUUAUGAAUUUGUGAAACAUAUGUUACGAAUUUGUAAAAUGUAUGAUAUGUUGUAAAUUUGAAAAACAUUUUAUUUUAUUAUUAUUUUUU
Molecule: messenger RNA, 4332 nt
Organism: Oncorhynchus keta (chum salmon)
Lineage: Eukaryota; Metazoa; Chordata; Actinopteri; Salmoniformes; Salmonidae
Product: NLR family CARD domain-containing protein 3-like
Exons: 13
Coding region: 132-3662 (1176 amino acids)
Molecular function (GO): protein binding
Source: RefSeq, a predicted model, not a curated record